UAUUACAAAAUUUAUAUAGAAGCUGCUUUUAUAUAAUGAAAUUUAAAGAGACUGUGAAUGACGAAAUAUUGACAAAAGAAUCACAUAAGGUCAAUUAUGAAAUGAAAAUUGUUUGGAAAAAUGUAAUAAUUUUCACUUAUAUUCAUCUUUCCAUCCUUUACGGAUUAUAUCUGUUUGCCUUUUACGCCAAACUGUGGACGAUUAUCUGGUUUUAUAUUAUUGCUGUUCUUUCGGGUUUUGGCAUUACUGCUGGCGCUCAUAGAUUAUGGUGUCAUCGGUCUUAUAAAGCGAAAUGGCCACUGAGACUCAUUCUUGUAAUUCUCAAUGCUGCUGCUCUCCAAGAUAACAUUUUCGUGUGGGUUAGGGAUCAUAGAACGCAUCAUAAAUUCACUGACACUGAUGCGGAUCCGUAUAAUGCGCGUAGAGGAUUUUUUUUCUCGCAUAUCGGAUGGCUUAUGGUUCAUAAACAUUCGGACGUCAUUAACAAGGGUGCUACGAUUGACAUGAGUGAUAUAGAACGAGACCCCCUCGUGGUCUUUCAAAGAAAAUGGUAUUCAUAUUUGGUAGUACUCUGUUGCUUUAUCAUACCAAUAUUAGUACCAUGGUUGGCAUGGAAUGAGAGUUUCUGGUAUGCAUGGCACAUGUCCGUGUGCAGAUAUGGUUUAAAUUUAAAUUUUACUUGGGCGGUGAAUUCUGUGGCUCACUUAUGGGGUGAAAAACCAUAUAAUAAAUCAAUCAGCUCUACCGACAAUAUUGCAGUUUCUAUCAUGGCUCUUGGCGAAGGCUGGCACAAUUAUCAUCACAUUUUCCCUUGGGAUUACAAAACAGCGGAAUUUGGAAAUUAUGGGUUGAAUUUUACCACAGCAUUUAUCGACUUCUUUGUUUAUUUAGGUUUAGCUUACGAUUUAAAAACUGCAUCCGCCGACAUGAUAAAAAACGUUCUCUUCAAAGCAAUGAAAAUAAGAGUUACUAACUAAUCGUGCAAAAUUAAAGGAUCCCUCGACUGUCUAUAUUACCCACUAUACAUGAAAUGUAUAUGUAACAUUUCAAAUUGUUUCAUAUAGGUUUCAAAUAAUACAUUCCAUUUGUA
Molecule: messenger RNA, 1090 nt
Organism: Nylanderia fulva
Lineage: Eukaryota; Metazoa; Arthropoda; Insecta; Hymenoptera; Formicidae
Source: RefSeq, a predicted model, not a curated record